AAGGAAGAAGUAGGCCUACGUCCCCUGUUGUGUUUGCAGGGUGAAUGUAUGGGUUAAUAACGCACCUAUUCAUUUUAAGAUUUCCAAAGUCAUAACUUCUAACUGAAGUGUGCGAAACUGCGUAUGCUUGUGUGUGUGGCUGGGUGUAAACUACAAACGCGAUGGGACGGAAGGUCACCCUCGCUACCUGUUCAUUAAAUCAAUGGGCUUUAGACUUUGACGGCAACUUUGAGCGGAUAUUGAAAAGUAUCGACGUUUCUAAGUCACGUGGGGCAAAAUACAGGCUAGGACCAGAGCUUGAAAUCUGUGGUUAUGGCUGUGGAGACCACUUUUAUGAGUCUGACACGUUGCUCCACAGCUUCCAAGUUCUCAAGAAGCUUCUGGAGUCUCCAAGCACCCAGGACAUCAUCUGUGAUGUGGGCAUGCCCAUCAUGCAUCAUAAUGUGCGGUACAACUGCAGAGUCCUAUUCCUCAACAGGAAAAUACUGCUGAUCAGGCCUAAAAUGAUGAUGGCCAAUUACGGAAACUACAGGGAGCUGCGGUGGUUCUCACCGUGGAAAAAGUCAAGACAAGUGGAGGAGUACUUUCUACCCAGGAUGCUGCAGGAGGUUACAGGACAGGACACAGUUCCGUUUGGUGACUGCGUCCUCUCCACCCAAGACACGUGCAUCGGCAGUGAGAUAUGUGCUGAGCUCUGGAGCCCCAGGAGCCCUCAUGUAGACAUGAGUCUGGACGGAGUGGAGAUCAUAACUAACUCCUCAGCGAGCCACCAUGAGUUACGCAAGGCUGACGCCAGAGUCAACCUCAUCGAGUCUGCGACCCGCAAGUGCGGGGGUAUCUAUCUGUAUGCUAACCAGAAGGGUUGCGACGGGGACCGGCUGUAUUAUGACGGCUGUGCCAUGCUGGCUGUCAACGGAGACAUUGUGGCACGCGGAGCCCAGUUCUCCCUGGACGACGUGGAAGUAGUCACUGCGACCUUUGACCUUGAGGAUGUGCGUAGCUACAGAGGAGAGACCUGCCAGCCACACCUGGACUUGGACUUCAAACCGUGCCACAGAGUCAAGGUGGACUUCAGCUUGUCCGGAGAUGGAGUCGGCCUUCCGACCCACCAACCAAUCACGUGGCAGUUCCACACCCUGGAGGAAGAGAUAAGUCUCGGUCCGGCCUGCUGGCUGUGGGACUACCUCAGGAGAAGUGGGCAGGCUGGCUUCCUGGUCCCCCUGAGUGGGGGGGUGGACAGCUCAUCCACCGCCUGCAUCGUGUACUCCAUGUGUGUUCUCGUCUGCCGGGCAGUCCAGGAUGGCAACAACCAGGUGCUGGAGGACGUGCGGCGAGUGGUGUGCGACCCGUCCUACCGUCCCCAGGAACCCAGAGAGCUGUGCGGCCGGGUUUUCACCACCUGCUACAUGGACAGUGAGAACUCCUCAGAAGACACCCACAACAGGGCCAAGGAGCUGGCCAAUCAGAUCGGCAGCACACACAUGACUAUCAACAUAGAGCUGGCGGUGAAGGGCAUGCUGGGUAUUUUCUCCUUGGUCACAGGGAAAUUGCCCUCGUUUCGCGCCAAUGGCGGUAGUGACCGAGAGAACCUUGCAUUGCAGAAUAUUCAGGCCCGUAUCAGGAUGGUGCUGGCCUACCUGUUUGCCCAGCUGAGUCUCUGGGCCCAGGGCCGGCCAGGAGGUCUGCUGGUGUUGGGCUCAGCCAAUGUAGACGAGAGUCUGACAGGGUACUUCACAAAGUACGACUGUUCCAGUGCUGACAUCAACCCGAUCGGAGGGAUCAGCAAGACAGACCUGAAGAGCUUCCUUCACUACUGCGUCGACCACUUCCAGCUCCACUCGCUCCGAGGCAUUCUGGCUGCCCCGCCUACUGCUGAACUUGAGCCCCUGAUGGAGGGACAGGUGUCGCAGACUGAUGAGACUGACAUGGGGAUGACCUACGCGGAGCUGUCUGUGAUGGGCAGGCUGAGGAAGAUCUCCAAGUGCGGUCCUUACAGCAUGUUCUGCAAGCUCAUCCACACCUGGAGGGAGACCCUGAGCCCAACGCAGGUUGCAGUGACCGUGAAGCACUUCUUCCGGAGGUACUCUGUGAACCGGCACAAGAUGACCACCAUCACACCGUCCUACCACGCCGAGAGCUACAGCCCCGACGACAACCGCUUCGACCUGCGGCCCUUCCUCUACAACACCCGCUGGAGCCUGCAGUUCCGCUGCAUUGACGACGAGGUGUCUAAGAUGGAGGAAGGAGACGCAUAACCAUUGAUGCUUUUCCAAUCAUUUUUCUGUCCAAAAUACCAAAAGUUAAUGCUUCAUUGAUUUUAUGUUGAUUUGCACCAACAUCUGAUACAAUCUACAUAGUAACAGUGGCACAAUGUUUAAAUAUGAGAUGUUUUAAGAGAUUUUAAAUUCGUUUUUUGAUUGAUAUAAAAAAGAAUAUGAAAAUGGUAAUUUCUAGUCCACUGUUUUAUACUUUUGUUUUGUAUCCUAAGCAUUGGUGACAUUUAGGGGCGGGAGACGGGGGACAUCCUCCUCAUGAAAUGUUCCAUUUGGUCCCCUCCUCUUUUACUCAAUAAACGAUGACCUUGAUGACCAA
Messenger RNA from Gadus macrocephalus (Pacific cod), 2592 nucleotides. It is a transcript of the gene nadsyn1, whose product is annotated as NAD synthetase 1. Gene Ontology annotation, molecular function: ATP binding; glutaminase activity; NAD+ synthase (glutamine-hydrolyzing) activity. The record is from RefSeq and is a predicted model, not a curated record. Gene Ontology annotation, biological process: NAD+ biosynthetic process. Gene Ontology annotation, cellular component: cytoplasm. Lineage: Eukaryota; Metazoa; Chordata; Actinopteri; Gadiformes; Gadidae. The transcript has 21 exons. Bases 162 to 2255 code for a protein of 697 amino acids.